AUGAUGAGCAUUGGCGGUAGCCACUUAGAACACCGGAAUCCUGAUCCCACUUCCAUCAUCGUCAUCACCCCAGGAACGCUGAAGCCUUUGGCGGACAUCGGCGGGCGGCUCCUUGAGGAUCGUCUUCAGAGGAACCAGCAAAGCUCGGCGGAGGAAGUCAACCAGUUCGUGACGCACCUGCAGUUCAAACCCACGAUGAAGUUCAGCCCUGGGGUGCUCAUCUUUCUUUUGGAGCAAGCGGUCCUGGAGCUCUGGAAGUUUAUUCUGGACCUCUUCAGCAGGUUGCAGCCUCCGAUGCAGACGGCUCUCAUGGCUACGGACGAGUCAUACGCGCAGCUGGUGGGUCGGAACCAGACUUGGCUGGCACUGUUGAGGUCCGCGAGGGCGGCCGCAGGCGUGACACGCAUCUCCUGCGUCCGGAGUCUGCAUGCUUUCGCCAACCUCCAGGAGGAGGAGAGCGCUCUGUGGGCCCAGAACUUUACUGUCCAGGAAAGGCUUCAUGAUGACGUGCUUCUCAGGCAGUCCAGCCCGGUCAGCCAGCAGUGCUUCUUCGGUAUCCGCACCGGGACCUGCAAAGUUUAUCGAGGCGGCGAGGAAGUCGCAACGCUUGAAGCCGGGGACUGCUUCGGCGAGGCCUCCUUGGUACUUGGCGUGCCAAGCCCGGUCACAGUCAAAGCCGCAAGUGAUGUGACUCUGCUGGUCAUGAAGGGAGAGGCCUUUUGCAGCCUCAUGGCCCGCGCCGAACCGGAGCUUCGCAAGGCUCUAGAAGUCGCUGCAGAGCGCUAUGGGGCCAGUUUCGAAGAGGUGGUUGCUGAGCAGGAGCAGGGCCGCCAGCGCGUGCGACGCUUGCUGGAGACUGUGGUAUCUGCCGAAGAUGCACACGGCAACAGCCACCGACAUCACAGCGCAGUGGACUUGGACCACCUUCUUGGGACGGUGGGCAUCGAGUCUUACGCCAACGGCUCGGCUCUGAGACUGGCGCUGUGCAGAAAUCUGUUUUACUUGGUGCGGUGGGUGAG
Molecule: messenger RNA, 1019 nt
Organism: Symbiodinium sp. CCMP2456
Lineage: Eukaryota; Dinophyceae; Suessiales; Symbiodiniaceae
Source: the annotation of a GenBank genome assembly